GUCUAUUUGUCUAAGUUUCCGAUAGCGUCCAAAAUGGCCGAAUGAGUCAGUCGUUCAACAGUUAGUUCGUUAAAUUCGUAAUUAAGCUAAGACUAUUUCUUGAAUCUUUGUAGAAUUUUGGAAAGUGAUCUUUUUAGACAAUUUCUUUAUAGAUACUACGUGCGUUUACACACUACGGUAACUUGUUUUAAAAUGUUUGAAUUGCACGAGUCAUCCGACAAAGAUGAACUAGCGGAGAAAAUAGACAAGAUCAUAUCCGACAUCGAAGAAAAUAAUCACGAAGAAAAUGUAAUUAGUGAUGACGACGUCACCAUCGUGCUUAGCCAGACAGACGACGACAAGUCGAUUUCCGAAGAAAACGCGUCUAACAAAAAAAGAAGCCCUUCAGUAAUUUCUGAUCAAAGUCACAAAUCAAGUAACAUGAGUCAAUCAAGUAACAAAAGCAAAAGUAAAAGUAAAAGUAGAAGAGGUUUUAAUUUAAAGAAAAAGUUGAGUAAAGAAUCUGAAAAUGUGUCACAAGUAAAAUCGGUGGUGGAUGAAAAACAAAAUGGUUCUCCUGGUAAAACUAAAACACCUUCCGAAGAAGAAGUUGAAAAAGUCAAGUUGCCAAAUGAUUCUGGAGUUAAGGUUGUUCGACGAGGUCGCAAAGUAAUCACACCGAAGAUCAAUUCUAUUACUUCACCACCAAAACAACCUACAUCAGGAUCACUUUCUCUACCAGACGUAUACAAAUCUGUGGCCUCAUCAUUCUCCUCUUCAGCCAUGGAAAAGCCCGGUGAAGAAACGACAUUAAAGAAACGAGGUCGCCGAGCUGCUGCAACGCCACAUUCAUCACAGAAGAAUAAUGAAGAAUUGGUUGGCGAGAAAGAAGAAGAAGAAGAGUUGGAAGGACCAGCAAAGUUCAAGAAGUAUAAAAACAUGACAGAUAGAAUGAGGUCAGUUUGUGUCCUUGUAGAACGGCUGAGUCCCCUGAUUGUUUCUCAAGCACGAGUUGCCAAUCAGAAAUCGUCGAGUGAAGUAAAAGAGGCAAGCGAAAAAUCGGCAGUUCCAGACGAUCCUCUGGCGGAAGAAGAAAUACCUGAAGAGGAGCUGAUUCUUUCUAUGGAUGAAGUCGAUGACGACGAACCAGAGGUUUUGUCUUCUCGUAAACGAGAAAUGGAAUCGGUGGAUGAAGGGUCAGAAGAGAAAAGACCUCGUGUCGAAAAAAAUGACACAGCUACACUAAUCGUAAUUGCUUUUCCUGUUACCUCCGUCACAGCAUUGAUCGAGGAAAAUUCUCCGACUGACGCUGUCAACCCACAGAUCACAGCAGAGGAAAAGUUGGUGACAACACCUCGCCAAGGUCGAGGACGCCGAGGUCGUCCACGCAAGUCGAUUACUCCGGUACUAACCAAACAAAUUGCCUCAAAAGAAGAUGACGUGACUGUGGUUGCCGACCCGGAAUCGAAGAAAACUAUUCCGGCUAAAUCCAAACCUAAACUCCAUUCCGAAAGUUCCAACGAGCUGGCCGAAGAUUCUGUAGAAGAAGCAGUGGGAGUAAAUGAAGCUACUAAGCAAGAUACCCAAUCUAAAAAAGAAUCUCCGAUUGAGGAUACUCCAUCCAAAUUGACAUCGAAACGUGGUCGAGGCCGUCCAUCAAAUACUUCUCCCAGAAUUGUCUUGACCAACAUUUUGACUCGUCGAAAUUCAAACACAAGUAGUGUCAUUCCUUCAAAGAAAAUUCGUCUUUCCGAUGAAAUAUCCAUCACAUCUGCUGUUGAAUCACGUGGUGAUGUCGAAAAUUCAGAAAAAGGAAACGUCACCAACAGUGUCCAGAAGAAAGACGUGAAAUCAGGAGCUCGACGUGGUCGUCCAGCCAAGGCAUCCAUUUCACCAAAACCGACUAUUGAGAAAUCCCCAGUUACAGUCGCAACCCGUUCGACCAGGACAACUACAACAUUAACACACUUGGAAAGAAGAAUUAAGUGUUGCUACGUAUUGUUGGAACGCGAUCCUGAGGUUGAAGCCUUGCGCAUUGCAAUGAUCAACUCCAAAGGAAAGAGGAAAAAGGUGGCUGCUGCAGCAUCUAAAGUUGAAAUUCCAGAUGCUGCCAGAGUAACUCGUGGAAUGCAGAAAUUUGCUGAACCAGAUUCAAAGAAAAUUUCACCUUCAUUUCCUCGUCGUAAACGUCAAAUUUAAGUGACGAAACGUCAAUUUGUUUGUUUCCCCCCAUUUUUGUUCACAUUAUAUUCCACUCGUGUCAUUUCAAUUUCCUUUUCGGUUUAAUUUACCACCACUUUCUUUUUUUCCCUCGUUAAAAUGCAGCUUAAAAUGGUUCAGUUUUUUUGUUUGUUAAAUUUAAUCCCAUGUUCGGCAUCUAUCAACACGAUCUAUUAUAGGUUAGUUGACAAGCAGUAGCGCAGUGUUAUUAUGACUUUGUCUUAAAUUCAAAAUUCAGAGACACACUUCAAGUGUUAAUACAAAGUUCAAACGGGAA
Messenger RNA from Daphnia pulicaria, 2476 nucleotides. RefSeq names its product bromodomain-containing protein DDB_G0270170-like. The record is from RefSeq and is a predicted model, not a curated record. The coding region runs from base 193 to 2178 and encodes 661 amino acids. Lineage: Eukaryota; Metazoa; Arthropoda; Branchiopoda; Diplostraca; Daphniidae. The transcript has 2 exons. Gene Ontology annotation, molecular function: DNA binding.